AACACCAGUAGUAGUAGCCGGUAGACUGAUAUUGUGAUCGUGAUUUGUGAGUACUUACUAUUUAGUAUAUAGUAUGAUUUCAAAUUUUCUCGCAUACUCGUGCUCAGUCUUUAACAUUUAAAAUUUCUUACACGUUUUUAAACAUUCCUACUUACCUGUGUGGAUGUGAAUAGUAUGUACCUCAAACCUCAAUAAUUAUAUUGCACUUUCAAUUCUAUAUUUUAUAAGAAGAACGAAUAGUUUGACAAUAUGGAAGGACUUUCCGAGGACAAACUUUUUGUUGCCGAAAAAUCUAAGAGUAACAGGGCAAAAUGUAAAAAGUGUAAAGAAAUUUUAAAUCAAGGAACGUUAAGAAUAGCCAAAGUUAUGGCGAAUCCAUUUGGCGAUGGAAAAAUGAUGGCUUGGCAUCAUCCACAGUGCUUAGUAGCUGUAUUUUCUAAGCAGAGAGCAUCGACGGCAAAAAUUACUUGUGUGGACGAUAUCGGUGGAUGGGAUGGAUUAUCCAUGGAACAUCAAAACGAAAUAUUUACGACGUUCCCCGAUAUUCCUAAGGAGAAACUUAAAACACACGAUGACGAAGAGCCUGGUAAAAAAGACACACCCAAUAAAAAGAAACCAAAAACAAAACCUGUGCUGUCGCUGCCACAAACCCAAGAUUAUUAUUUUAAGGACUUUCGAAAACUGUGUUUGAGUCUCUCUCAGGAAAACAGUCAUCUUCAAAAAACGUCAAUUUUUAAAGAAUUUAUCCACAAUAUUUUAUCUAAAGAACAUUCAGAUGAUACCCGUGCAGAAAGUAUGUUUUUGUGGUGUAAAAUGUUGUUACCCAAUUCAGAAAAAAGAAUUUACAAUCUACAUUCAAAACAACUUAUUAAAUUAUUUAGUCAAUUGUUUAAACAAAAUGUAAACUUAAUGCUGGAAGAUUUGGAAAAAGGGGAUGUUGCUGAAACAAUAAGAAUAUUUUUUGAAAAAAGUAACGAUACUGAUGUGAAACCAGCAUCAAAAUCAACUUUAACAUUAGCUAAAGUGAACAGUUUUCUUGAUCAAUUAUCAAUGGAAACUACAGAAAUUGCACAAAUGGCACUAUUUAAAUCAAUCGCGAAGUUAUGUACUGGAAAUGAUUUAAAAAUGAUAAUUCGGCUGGUGAUGCAUGAUCUCAGAAUUAAUUGUGGACCAAAAUUUAUUUUAGGGGCACUUCAUGUUGAUGCAUAUGAAGCAUACCAAACAUCACAUGAUUUAAAAUCUGUUGUACAAAAAGCAUGUUCAUGCGAUUCAUCUAAGGUAGCCAGCAAUGGAAAAAUGAACAUUAAAUUAUCUUUGUUAACACCGAUUUUACCAAUGUUGGCUGAACCAUGCAAAAAUUUGGAUGAUUUUUUUAAAAAGUGUCCUAAUGGUGUUUACUCAGAAAUUAAAUAUGACGGUGAGCGUGUUCAACUGCAUAAAUGUGAAAAAGAAUUUAAAUUUUUUUCUAGAAGUCUUAAACCUGUCUUGGGACAUAAAGUUGAUAUAUUUAAACAGUAUAUUCCUAAAGCUUUUCAGCACGGAAAAGAGAUUAUUUUAGAUUGUGAAGUACUAAUGUAUGACCAUAAAACUAAUAAACCAUUACCAUUUGGCACCUUAGGAAUUCAUAAGAAAAGUAAAUUUGAAGAUGCUAAUCCUUGUCUGUUUGUAUUUGACUGCUUGUAUUACAAUGGUGUAUCAUUAUUAGAUAGAUCAAUUGUUGAACGAAAAAAAAUUUUGAUGCAGAAUAUGACUCCAAUCAAGGGACAUAUAAUGUUUUCAGAAGUUAAAGAGUUGCAUAACACUAAAGAGCUUAAGACUAUGGUAGAAUAUGUAUUGAAACAAGGUCUAGAAGGAUUAGUAUUAAAGGACUUAACAGGAAUUUAUGAGCCUGGAAAGCGACAUUGGAAAAAAAUUAAAAAAGACUACUUAUUUGAUGGAUCAAUGGCUGAUAGCGCAGAUCUUGUAGUUCUUGGUGCUUGGUUUGGUACUGGAAAUAAAGGUGGUAUGAUGUCUAUAUUUUUAAUGGGUUGCUAUAAUGAAGCCAAAAAUAAGUGGUGUACGGUAACUAAAGUACAUGGUGGUCAUGAUGAUAAAACACUAGAAAGAUUACAGGAUGAAUUAAAAAUGAUCAAAAUCAGUAAAGAUCCAGAAAAAGUUCCAGAGUGGUUAAAAUGUACUAAAACAAUGAUUCCUGAUUUUGUAGCAGAAGAUCCUAAAAAAAUGCCAGUUUGGGAAAUUUCUGGAGCAGAAUUCUCUCAAGCUGAAGUGCAUACUGCUAAUGGUAUAUCAAUUAGAUUCCCUAGAGUGACUAAAAUUAGAAAUGAUAAAAAUUGGAAAACUGCUACAUCAUUAAGUGAAUUGCAAAAAUUAUAUGAAUUAUCUAAAGAAACUAGCAAUUUAAGUAUUUUUUCGAACCUAAGCCCAGAAAAGAAUACUAGUUCUGAUAAUGAUUUACAAGUAUCACCAGUUAAAAAAAAAAUUAAGAGAACUUUAAAAACAGAUACUACAGAAGUUUCUCCGUUAGAAAUGAAUAAUGAAACUCCUGCCAAAAAAGCUAAACUUUCUGAAAGACAAUUGCGGCGUUUACCUGAUUUAUUUACUGGGAUCCGUGUUGUUGUGCCAGAUUCGAUUUCUAAAAAUACGUUUUUACGAUAUUUUAUUGCCUAUGGAGGUACAUCUUUAAAUACAACAGACAAAUUGUUACCUACACAUGUCAUAGUUCCAAAAAAAGAACACAAUAGAUCAUUUGAAAAACCGACGGCGGUGGAUGAAGAAAAGAAGGGUUCAAGAGCCAUCGCUGUGUGCGCACAGUGGUUUUGGGAUAGCAUACGAAAUGGAAAACUGUUGCCCAUAGAAAAAUAUCAAUAA
Messenger RNA from Melanaphis sacchari, 2868 nucleotides. RefSeq names its product DNA ligase 3 (gene DNAlig3). Gene Ontology annotation, molecular function: ATP binding; DNA binding; DNA ligase (ATP) activity. Gene Ontology annotation, cellular component: DNA ligase III-XRCC1 complex. The coding region runs from base 250 to 2868 and encodes 872 amino acids. The transcript has 21 exons. The record is from RefSeq and is a predicted model, not a curated record. Gene Ontology annotation, biological process: mitochondrial DNA repair; DNA biosynthetic process; double-strand break repair via alternative nonhomologous end joining. NCBI's taxonomy places the organism in Eukaryota, Metazoa, Arthropoda, Insecta, Hemiptera, Aphididae.